Messenger RNA from Solanum stenotomum, 1570 nucleotides. Its product is annotated as protein TRANSPORT INHIBITOR RESPONSE 1-like. The record is from RefSeq and is a predicted model, not a curated record. The transcript is spliced from 4 exons. NCBI's taxonomy places the organism in Eukaryota, Viridiplantae, Streptophyta, Magnoliopsida, Solanales, Solanaceae. Gene Ontology annotation, biological process: SCF-dependent proteasomal ubiquitin-dependent protein catabolic process. Gene Ontology annotation, cellular component: SCF ubiquitin ligase complex. The coding region runs from base 138 to 1190 and encodes 350 amino acids.
UGGAGCGUCUAGUUGCUCGCUCUCCUCAUUUGAGGACUCUUCGGCUCAAUCGUGUUGUUUCCAUUGAGAAACUUCCAAAGCUACUUCGUCAUGCUUCGAAGUUGGUUGAAUUUGGUACAGGAUCCUACUCUGCUGACAUGCAGGCUGAUGUUUUUGAAGUUUUCGUAAAUGUAUCUCAAGCUUUUUCAGGCUGUAAUCAACUCAAAGGCUUGAGUGGGUUUUGGGAUUCUGUGCCAGCCUACUUUCCAACUAUUUAUCCAGUCCAUUCCAAACUCACCUCUUUGAAUUUAAGCUAUGCUACCAUUCAAAUACCUGAUCUUGGCAAGCUCAUUGGCAACUGUCUCAAUUUGCAGCGGUUGUGGGUGCUAGAUUACAUUGAAGAUAGCGGUCUUGAGGAGAUUGCCAACACUAGUAAGGAAAUUCAAGAGCUUAGGGUGUUUCCUUCUGAUCCAUUUGCUCCAGGACCGAAUGUAUCCUUGACAGAGCAAGGCCUUGUAGCUGUCUCAAUGGGCUGCCCUAAGCUUCAGUCAGUUUUAUACUUCUGCCGCCAAAUGACAAAUGACGCCUUAGUUACUAUUGCAAGGAAUCGUCCUAACAUGAUCCGAUUUCGUUUGCGUAUUAGCGAGCCUCGAACUCCUGAUUACUUAACCCUUGAACUACUUGAUGCUGGUUUUGGGGCCAUUGUGCAAUACUGCAAGGAAUUGCGGCGACUUUCUCUUUCUGGCCUUCUUACAGAUCGUGUGUUUGAGUACAUCGGGGUCCAUGCUAAGAAGUUAGAGAUUCUUUCCUUAGCUUUUGCGGGGGAUAGCGAUCUAGGCCUCCACUAUGUUCUCUCUGGUUGUGAGAGCCUUCGUAAGUUGGAGAUUAGAGACUGCCCCUUUGGCGAUGAGGCUCUGUUGGCUAAUGCUGCAAAGCUGGAGACAAUGCGAUCCCUUUGGAUGUCUAAUUGUUCAGUAAGUUUUGAAGCAUGUAAGCUGCUAUCCCAGAAGUUGCCAGGGCUUAAUGUUGAAGUUAUAGACGAGAGGGGUCAUCUGGAUACGACACUAGAAAGCUGCCCUGUUGAGAAACUUUAUAUAUACAAGACAGUGUCAGGAAGGAGGUUCGACACUCCUGGUUUUGUUUGGAUUAUUGAUGAAGAUGCAGCAUUGACUCCAUGUAGCAACGGGAAUUGCUCUCUGGCUUCUUCUUAGGAAGACUUCAGGUAUAAGUUCUAUGUUAAUCUUUCACCCGCGUUUACUUGCUUGAGCAUUGUGUAGUUGCAGUGCUGGUUAUGGUGGGAGUGAAUCUCGUGUGCCAUCGAUUUGACCCUUUGUUGAGCGACUUUGCAGCAAUUAAUUACAAAUAAUGAGUUUAAACUCGUUGUUGUGCUAUAUCAGUAAGGGCAACUAUUGUAUUUUUGGUUGGGAGGGGGGCAUGUUCAACUGUGUAUCCUAUUUUGUAUCAUUAUGUAUCAGUUUUGCUUUUUCUAGUGACUUUUUCUUCUGGUGAAAUGGUUCUAUCAUGUACUUCUCUGGUCAUGUAUUGUUGUAAUUCUCUUUGAAGAUUAAUGCGAACCUUUCAUUCAUUUUGA